AGAGGAUCUGGGCACCCCUGGGACCACGGAACACAGCUUCCCGGUGGGUGACAAGUGGCUGCCUAGACCUCUUGUUUCAGCGUCACCACGUUUGGUUACUCAGCAUGGGAGGAUCCUCUUCUAAGCCAGAAGAAACAACUCUGGAGUGUAUCCUUAAAAACUGGAAAAUUUUCAAAUAGACGGGCUGAAAAGGGAAAAACUUAAACUCUACUGUAACAUUGCCUAGCCCUUAUAUAAGUUGGGGGAUGGAGAAAAAUGGCCUGAAAACGAGUCUCUAAAUUACAAUAACUUCUUGCAAUUGUAUCUUUACUGUCGCAAGGUGGGAAAAUGAAGUUCCAUAUGUCCAAGCCUUCAUGGUCCUUUACCAAAACCCUGCUCUAUGCGGCUCCUGUAAUCAAAAGCCUGGGGAAUCAGAAAACCUUCCCAACAUUUUAGAUGAUGCCCUUUUAACUUUCUCCACUUCUCAGGGGGGAAACCAAGUAUACCCUACUUCUCUAGAACCACCUACUUCUCCAGGGGCAUCUUUCUCUGGGUCCCUCUGACUAAUCCCAAAUUCCACCUCCUUAUGUCCCUUUAUACCCUCUAUUACCCAAGGAGGGAGAGUCUAGACUCUCUGGGGUAACUCAGUGGAACUUCCUAUCACCCAGAAUCAGGUUCAGAGUUAGCCCCUGCCUCUGUCCUACAAGACCUUUACCUGCUUCGGGAAGUAGCGGAUGGGAAUGGAAGGAUUACUACAGUGCAUGUCCCCUUCUCAAUGGGAGAGUUAGGAAUCUGUAAGGAGAGGUUUGGCAGGUUCUCAGAGAACCCUGACAAAUUUAGGAAUGAAUUUAUCAGGCUAGGGUUGACACUCUCUCCCACCUGGCAGGACAUCGUGGUUAUUCUGGCUCACUGUUCCGUCCCAGAUGAAAAGGAGCAUGUACUGAGAAGGGCCAGGGAACAUGCAGUGGCAUACUUACCACCAAUCCACACCAUCAAAUUUAUCAGCCCGUCUUCCCUUUUGUACUGCCCUAGCUCACCCUCAAUAACUGUGUGUUUCUAUGGAGUGCUACUGAGGCUUUCUGGAGCAAUGUAAAAUCUGUGUUUACUCCAAACUGUUUGCUCCACCACCCACACCUUCUAGAAGAAUUGUGGGAUUAGUGAUAUGCUUUCCUAAACCACAGAAAAGCUGAAGAUGUCUAAGCACUUAGUGGCUUUGACAGUGACCACCCUUCUUGGUGUGGCUGUUGGGGGGUUUGUCCUGUGGAAAGGCAUCCAGCGCCGGAGGAGUAAAACGAGCCCGGUGACCCAGCAGCAGCUGCCGCUGCAGCAACAGAAAGUGCCUGGCAGGCGAGAGCUGACCGCUCCAGAAGAGGACCAGCCACACUCCAGGGCCCCCAGAGCCUCAUGGGAAGAGAGGAUCCUUGGAGCAAAGGUGGUGACUGUGUCUCAGGAGGCAGAGUGGGAUCAAAUUGAGCCCUUGCUUAGGAGUGAGUUAGAAGAGUUUCCAGUACUUGGAAUCGACUGUGAGUGGGUGAAUUUGGAAGGCAAAGCCAGUCCUCUGUCACUCCUUCAAAUGGCCUCUCCAAGUGGCUUCUGUGUCUUGGUUCGCUUGCCCAAGCUGAUCUGUGGAGGAAAAACACUACCAAAAACGUUAUUGGACAUUUUGGCAGAUGGCACAAUUUUAAAAGUUGGAGUAGGAUGUUCAGAAGAUGCCAGCAAGCUUCUGCAAGAUUACAGCCUCAUCGUUAAGGGUUGCCUGGACCUCAGAUACCUAGCCAUGAGGCAGAGAAACAAUUUGCUCUCUAAUGGGCUUAGCCUGAAAUCACUUGCUGAGGCUGUUUUGAACUUCCCCCUUGACAAGUCCCUUCUACUUCGUUGCAGCAACUGGGAUGCUGAGACUCUGACUGAGGAUCAGGUAAUUUAUGCUGCCAGGGAUGCCCAGAUUUCAGUGGCUCUCUUUCUCCAUCUUCUUGGAUACCCUUUCUCUAGGAAUUCAACCCUAGAAGAAAAUGAUGACAGCAUUGGCUGGAGAAAAGUCUUGGAGAAGUGUCAGGAUGUGGUAGAUAUCCCAUUCCGAAGCAAAGGAAUUAGCAGAUCAGGAGAAGAGGUUAAUGGAGAAGCAACAGAAUCUCAGCAGAAGCCAAGAAAUAAGAAGUCAAGGACUGAUGGAACGUUGCCAGGCAGCCACCAAGGGAGAGACCCUAGAAAACAUAAAAGAAAGCCCCUGGGAGUGGGCUAUUCUGCCAGAAAAUCACCCCUCUAUGACAACUGCUUUCUCCACGCUCCUGAUGGACAGCCCCUCUGCACUUGUGAUCGAAGAAAAGCUCAGUGGUACCUGGACAAAGGCAUUGGAGAGCUGGUGAGUGAGGAGCCUUUUGUGGUCAAGCUACAGUUUGAACCUGCGGGAAGACCGGAAUCCCCGGGAGACUACUACUUGAUGGUUAAAGAGAACCUGUGUGUAGUGUGUGGCAAGAAAGAUUCGUACAUUCGGAAGAAUGUGAUUCCACACGAGUACCGGAAGCACUUCCCCAUCGAGAUGAAGGACCACAACUCCCAUGAUGUGCUGCUGCUCUGCACCUCCUGCCACGCCGUCUCCAACUACUACGACAACCACCUGAAGCAGCAGCUGGCCAGGGAGUUCCAGGCCCCCAUUGGCUCCGAGGAGGGCUUGCGCCUGCUGGAAGAUCCUGAGCGCCGGCAGGUGCGUUCUGGGGCCAGGGCCCUGCUCAACGCGGAGAGCCUGCCUGUGCACCGAAAGGAGGAGCUGCUGCUGGCGCUCAGAGAGUUUUAUCACGCAGAUACGGUCACGGAGGAGAUGCUUCAGGAGGCUGCCAGCCUGGAGACCAGGAUUUCCAAUGAAAGCUACACUCCUCACGGGCUGAAGGUGGUGCAGCGCCACUCCCAGGGCGGGCUGCGCUCCCUCAUGCAGCUGGAGAGCCGCUGGCGGCAGCACUUCCUGGACUCCAUGCAGCCCAAGCACCUGCCCCAGCAGUGGUCGGUGGACCACAACCACCAGAAGCUGCUCCGGAAAUACGGGGAGGACCUUCCCAUCAAGCUGUCAUGAUAGCUGCUUCCCUUCCAGGUUAGGACAGCUGGGAAGAUGGAGCCAGGGGUAAAAAGCCACCUCUUCCUGUUUUAAUGUCAUUGUCAAGCCUGGUGACACAACUCACAACACUAACCUGUACGGAUCCCGGGAUGCUUCUGGUGGAGCAAGCCUGUUGUUUUCAGGGGAGCUGAUGGUUUUGAAUUUUAGCUGGGCAGGGUGAAAGUUCUUCAUUCCACCCUCUUGUUUUAUUUUUCUGGACAAAUGGGAGCCUUGACCUUCAUUUUACUCUCCCUCUUCUGCUUUCUCUGUACAGACGACAAAUGAAGAAUUCUCUCUCAAGUGUCUUGUCAAGGCUUUCAGGUUUUUAAUACUUUUCUUCCCUGUCCAGCAUGUUGGUUUAUCUCAAACAGGAGCUGUCAAGUAUUUCAAGCCCAUCAGAUUAGGAGGGGAAAAAACAUUCUCCUCCAGGUCGCAGAGGUGAGAGGGGGUCGGAUUCAUAUUCCCAUUUCAACCUCGUAAUUAGAAAGUCUUUGGCUUAAUGCUGUGCUGUAACUCACCUGGUUGGGAUCCAGCCCAUCUGGGUUGCUUCGGUUGAUUUCACAUGCUUGAAACUGCUCCCCUUUACAUGUUCGGGACCAAAGCAGCAACUUACUGCCAUAUGUUUUCAGCCUAACGCUGGAGGGAAUUCUUUUCUGGAAAGAGGCCUUCAGCCUGGGUGAAGCACAGAGAAGCACAGGCACCAUCUCCCAGGACAACUUGGAGAAUUUGCUCAGCUUUCCCUUUCGCGUUUGCUGCAGUCGUCCUGCCCAGAACGGCAAGGUUUUUAGCUUCAUCCUUUUCUGAGAGGAAGAUUAUCUUUUCUCAGAAGCAGUAUCUGGUCCCUUCAGUGUUCUGUGUUCCAUCAGGUUUGCAAUAUUAACCUCUUUCUAGCUCUUAAUUCUCUCCCAGAGUCAUUUGGCUAGGUUGAGAAUAUGUCUCCACCUCCCCUCACGCCUGGGGACGCCGAGAUUCAUUAAUAUGUUUCAGUGUUCAAAACGGUGGUGUUUUCAUCUUUCUAAAUGUGAGGCCACCACUUUGAGCGCGAAAUCAACUUAUUAGUGGUUAGUAUUUUUUAAAAAGUGUUAGGAAAACUUUCUUACCUUACCAGAUCUUAACAAGCAUAAAGAAGAAUUUUAUGGCCAGAAUCCAACAAGACCUCUAUUUUGGAAUUGUGCCCGAGUUGGUGAUGGUUGCUUUAACAUUGAUAAAUAACAACUUCUAAGCACAAAGUUCGCUGAUUGUAAAUGUAAGACUUUUUUCUUCGUAAUUUUAUAAAAUCAGCAAAUAUUCUUGGGGAAGGAGAUCUUUAUCCUAGAGGUCCCUGCCAUGUGGCAGCUCAUGGUACGUGUGCAGAUGUCUUCCCCUUCACCGCCCCCCCGCCCCCCGCCCCCUCUGGCUUUGGCCUGUCGACAGCAGCCCACUGUUCCUCUGCCCAUUCAUCCCCACUCAUCGUCGAACAGGUGUUUCUCAGAUCUAAACUAGAAAGUCCUGAAAACAAAUAGUACCAGCUACUUUGGGGACCGAUCUGUUCAACACACUAGGUUAUGAUGGGGCAGAUUCCUUGGGGGCUGUACUGCAGGCAGCCCAAGGGCUGAGAACCCUGGAGAUGCGUAGGUGGUCGUCGUACUCAGACUUGACACAAGGGGGCGCUCGUAGAUCUUGUUUUAUACUCAUUCUUGCGAAAUAAGGGGGUUUUUUUACACUGAACGUAACUCAUGAAUUAUGUUUCAGAUUGUAUGUCAUUUUGAUAGCUUUACAAGACAAACGCCUUCCUCUGAAACAAGGGAGUAGGGCUCUUCCUUUUUCCCUUUGAUCUUCACACUAAGAGGUGAGAAACAUGUAAGAGGUCGUUUAAGGUGCUGUGGUUGCUGCGGGAAGAAGGAAUGGUUUUUCCAUCAGAGCUCCCUGCAAAGCUCAGUAAUGUAGAGCCAAAGCCAAGACAGAGGGAGAAUCUAGACUGUGGCACCCUCGACUUCUCCUUUUCAGAACAGUUACUGUGUAGAUUUGAAUCUUUUUGUUUUCUGAGUCAGCCUUGGACUUUAGCAGCCUUUCCCUGACUGACAAUUGCUAUCUCAAAUGAGUUAUUUUAGGGUGGGCAUGUUUUAAAAUAAAAUUCUUUUUUCUGAUAUAAGAGUAAUGUGUAUGCUUGUUAGAGACAAAUCUAAAGAAAAUGAAGAUCCAUCUUCCCUCCAUACAGAACAGAGUUAAUCUCUGCUGGUAGGUUUGUGAAUUUCCUUUCAGUAUUGAAAAGAUGCAUAUAACGUGUAGUAUUUAAACAAACUUGACGGUCAUAUAUAUAGCUUGGUAUUCUAUUUCUUUUCCCCUGUUUAACAUGGUAUCACAGGUAAUUUCUUGUGUCUUUAAAUCUUUGAAAGUAAAUUUUCAGUAACUCUACUUUAUUAUUCAUUCCCACACUGUUGAAAAUUUUGGUUGAUUCAGAUCCUUUGUUAAUAUCAGUGAUGUUGUGAUGAACUUUUUUGUGUAUAAAUCUUUUUUUUUUUUUUUUUUUGGGGGGGCACAUGGGCUUAGUUGCUCCAUGGCAUGUGGGAUCUUCCUGGAGCAGGGAUCGAACCUGUGUCCCCUGCAUUGGCAGGCGGAUUCUUAACCACUGCGCCACCUAGGAAGCCCUGUAUAAAUCUUUUGACUAUAUCUUUGCUAACUUUUUUAGGUUAGAAAUUGGGUUGCGAGGAGGGGGACUCACAUUGCUGGAGUGUGUACAAAUUGAUAUCAACUUUUAGGAGUUUCUGUGAAGGGAAUGCUUCCCUUUGACCCUUUAACUCACGUCCCAGUGCAUUUGCCAAGCUUCCUCCCCUAUGAGUAGCAGUGAGUGGACACUGUCACAGCAAAGGCCUCUCUGAAUGUGCCUGAUCAUGAUUGUAGGCUCAGAGUCUUUUCUCUGCUUCCCUUCUGUCUCCCAUCCUUUAUUGCCUCAUUCCCCCAUGCAGCAGGGGUUAUUUUUGGAAAUAGUGUUCAUUUUAAAAUAAAAAUGUAAGCAAUUUUAAUUAAAAAUAAAAAAUUUUAUUUUAAAAUAAAAGUUAUAGGCUCCCCUCACCCCCCGCCACCGAUACACAAGCAAUUAGUGAUUUGCCAUCUUAGAGUGAACAAGGCACAAUAUUCAGGGAUUUGUUGCCUCUUAAUAGUGCAGCUGUAAGUUCCUUAUUCUCAUCCAUGUCACAGACAGAGAUCAGAUGACAAAAUGUAUUCUGUUGAAAUAAAGCCAUUUUAACCCCUCAUUUUAGACUCAUAGGAAUGCAGCAGGCAGAAAGAGCCUUUGUUCAGCUUCCUGUUCUAAUGUUUGGGGCCCUAUUUUGACUGUAAUUUAAAUUCUUCAUUACUUUGCCUGAGUUUUUCAUUCAUUCAUUUAUCUUUUCUUCCGUUUUUUCCUUCAUUAUGUCUCAUCCUCUGAAAGGUAUCAUAGUUUCUCAGUUUACUAGUUUGCUACUUAUUACAUCUUUUAAAAGGAUCAUUCUUUCUGGUCUCUUGCCUUUUCUGUUGUUCACCCGGUCAUUUUUAGAGUACCUCAUCCCUCAGAAAUACAGUGAGAAUCAGUUUCUCUUGGAUGAGAUAAACUAUAAGAGGCUGUAAGAAUGAUUCGUGUAUAGUUAGCUCUUAAUCUGAGUAAUAUAAAAAUAAUACAUAAUCCUCAAAAUACUUUUAUUUGGGAAUUUAGUUAUUCUUUUUAGGUGCUCACCACGUUGCCCCCGCAUGCUGGAGCCAAAUACCUUUGUCUGUCCUGGGGCAGUUUUGCAUCAGGUGGUGCAGCAGGGUUGACAUGCAACCAGUCGUUUGUCCCACUUGUUCCACCCACCCUACCAGGGAGAUACCUUUGCCUGUGGCACCAGGGUCCUUACUUAACUGGCAGCAUGUUAUUUGGGAAGGUGGGAAGUACAUUAGACCAUUGUUUCCUUCUAACCGGCUUUGUCUGUGGCCAACCCUGGUUGUUGGCAGUCCCUAGACACUGUGGGUACUGGACCAGAUGGGCAGUCACGUGGGAGACAACCAAGAGCUGACUUCCUGUGCACAGGGACAGGAAAUGUCAAAGGACCCAGUUCACACAUCCUGGGUUGAUCCCUCCUCCAAGGCAGUGGUACUCACUGCCUUAAAAGGUCACUGUCUGCUCUGACUGGAGAUAGUUAAUCUCAUACCCUCCAGAACGAACUCAAAACAUUUGCCCUCCUUGCAACUUCCUUGUUUCUAAUUCUUGAAUUUUUCUCUCUUGCUUGAUGGGUAGCCUGCUGCCUUUCUGCCAGCAUAAGCUUCAAGGGCUGCUGAGUUUACAGUGAGUGUUAUUAUAAGCGUGAUGUGUGGUCCAGAUAUUCCUGAGUUGGAGAGGCUACUUAUAUUCUACUCCUGCUUCCCAGAGAUCUCCCUUCUCAGGCUGCAACAUGCUGGGGCAGAGUUGGAAUUCUGACUACUCAUGCCACCAGGGUAUCUAUUAAGUCCUGGAUAAGAAUCUGAAAUUUGAGCUUAGUCAGCUAAGGGGGCUGAAAAGAAAUAGGAGAUUGAGACACAGGUAGUUUUAAAGAAGGUACGUUUAUUUGGUUGGUGGGGAUGAUGGAAGUGUCGUCCAUGGACUUAACUAUAUUUCGCGUUUUCCUAAACUCAGUUGUAUAGUGUGUUGGAGGAUCAGAGGACUGGGUUGAAACCUGGGUUCUGGUUCUGGCCAUCAGUUGUGUGUCUUUGGACCAAUCACUUAACUUUUCUGGACUCCUUUCUGUACCUAUAGAAUUAGGAGUUUGAAUUAGAUGUGCUGCAAGGGCCCUACUAGUGCAGCAUUCUGUAAUACAUCCCACCGUCUCUUUACGUGGCAUUUUCCCUUGGGUGCUGUGUACCUUCUACUUCGUUGCACACUCUCAUCCCACCCUCAGCCUUGGGAACGGAGGCUGCGCAUGAAAGGAAGGGGGGUGAGGGAAGCAGGAUGCCACACCAUGUCCUCCUGGCUUUGUUGACUAGGGAGAAGCCUGCUCUCUCCAUCUGGAGCUCCACUGGGGGUCAAGAUACUCUUCUCACCAGAGAUGUACUGUGUGUGGCCUUAAGGAACUCACAUUUCUAUUCAGUUCCCUGUUUAACAGUAAAGAAAGAAGAGAAAUCUUUAUCUUUACCUGUGUUGCCAGUGAUGUAAGGCUUAAUGAGAGAUAAGCACAGAGUAGAAAUGAAAUAACUGCCAAGUGUUAUAAAUGGGAGGAUGUUGGGGGGUGGAGUGGGAAGAGUGUUUCUCAUUUUAAAGAUAGGAGGAAUUAAGCUAUGCCAUGGAGAGAGACUUGAAUAGAAUUGGGUACUUGAAAAGGAAAACAUAAACCUGUAAGUUAAAAAUAUUCUUUUUUUUUUUAUGUUGUCAGGACUUCCUAAGACAAUUUGAGGGGUCCAUUGUGGAUUAACCCCCAGGGAGAUUUGAGACGUCUCUGGGGCCUGCCCUUGUAUAACCCUGACCUGCCUGGGACUUUGUCCUGCUUACCUUUGCCUGGCCACCAGUGAGACAGACGCAUGCAAAAUGUAAAGUUUAUAUUUUAUAAGCUGCUGAGAGACAUUUUCCCCAUUUCCUAUAUAUCCAUUCCCUGUUACCUGGCAGAAGAUACUUUUUCCAGUCCAUCCUUGUGCUUAGUUUCAGUCCCAAAGAGGUAUAGUGUAUUGGCUUUUCUUCAUGUGGCAAAGGUUUGUACCAAGUAUGCUCAACUUGAAGCUCUUUUCACAAUAAUCACUUCGAUGUAGACAUUUUCUACCAAAUUGGGGUCAUUUUGUUGAUGUUCCAGAAGAAAUGACCAGAUGGCCAAAAGGGAGGCUAAAGUAUAUUUUUCUGCCCUCUCCUAGAUGGCCCCAACUUUAUCAAAAAUGUUGACAUCUUUUAUGAUAUCUCAUAGAGCCAAGUGGAGCCCCAGUCAGCUGGCUUAGUUCCUUUCUGAUCAAGAUCCGUACGUUUGGCCCUGGAGGUUUGGUCAGCCUCAGCCGUAGCACAUACGGCUUCCUCUGAGUUCUCGGAGACGAUGAGCAAGACUAAAGUUGGCUCAGAAAAGGAACAGAAGACGACUUGGGACUAGUUUUCCCUUUUUUAAAUGUUAUACAAGGGCAGAGAGCUGGCUGCCAUCCCCCUCUCAAACCAUCAGCAGAGCUUGACCUUGGCCAAGAUCUUGCCUCAUCCUCUCGGCAUUUUAGCAUCGAGUUGCGUUUCAGCCGUGGAAUGCUUAACCAAAAGCACAUGCCGUCGUGGUAGUGUCCAGAGAGCCAGUUUUUGCAGAAAGUCCGCAUCGUGUUGUUUUCUCAAAACAACAGUUUUCACUGAACUGCCAACCCCGUAACCCCCCAAACGGUGAUUCUUUGGUUUAUUUGUACACAAGGGCUGGGAUUUUUGUCACUGUUAAUAAUACUUUAUUGGAGUGCAAUAUAAUGAACACAGAAUAAAAUGUACAAAUCUUAAAAGUACAGCUCAGUGAAUUUUGACACAUGUAUACACCCAUGUAAUCAUUAAGGCCUGGAGUUUGUUAUAUUACAUGAAACACACAUCCUGAUGAUGUACAGCUUGGGGUUGGGAGGUUGUCCAUUCAUGUAGCUGAGCAGAUUACACCACAGUAAAUCCAGGUCAAAAUGUGAUAACAUUUGAUGGUCCGAGUCCAGGCAGUUUGCCCUUUUGUCACAUCUAGGGGACUUGGGUCCUGCAAAGUUUCAUGUUUGUUUUUAACAAGUUACUUUUAAGCAUAGGUAAUAUGUGCACAUAGUACAAAAUUUGUUUUUAAAUGUAUAAUGAAAAAGGAAUCUCCUCCCCAGUCCUUUCCCUCCCUGACGGUAACCACUGUUACUAUUACUCGUGCGCUGUGCAUCCGUCAGACAGAGACAGAGAUAGAAUGUGAAUGUGUGUGGUUUUUUUGGUUGUUUAAGUCCCACAUUUCUUCUUUGAUUGCCAAGCAAGAAUUUCUCUGCCCUUCUCCCCAUACUCUAGGCUCUAGUCUAGGGCAUUUGUGUAGAAACUUGGAUUCUGCAGCCUCAGUAGGACUAAUCCUAUUUGUCUUGUACUGUAAAGUUCAUACUCUGCAUCUGUCAUCUGGCUCCAAAGUCUGUGUUUCUCAUAGGAUUGGCCAUGAGUUGAUAAUUGUCUAGGCUGGGAUUUUUACAUUAGGCUUUCUACUGCUUUUAAUAUAUAUUUGAAAACCUCCGUAAUAAAAUGUUUUUUUUUUUAAUUCUUAUUUCUUUAGCAGUAGCUCCUGCAACACACCUAUCUGCUUACGUUUUGAGUUUGCUUUAAAGUAAUGUUUAAUUGCAAUCUGAAAGCAAACUAUAGGUGGAUCUCUAGACAGUCCCACCCCACCCCCACAUCCACCCAAAUCAGACAUUCAAAAUUCCAAAGUUACAAACAUGAACCAGGAUGAUUAUUCACCUUCAAAAGCUGUCCUUUUUCUUUUUAAAAUUUUUUUUCAUCCUUCUUUUUAAAGCUAAGGUUGACCUAAAAUUUAUUUUGAAAAGCCAACUUCUCUGGCAGGCAAGAUUUGAUUUGAUUUGUACACUAAGUUUCUCAAGAAUGCAGAUCUUAUGCAGAGCAGAGGACUUAUAUUCACCUUGAAAAGUAUUUUACACAGUGUACGGGCUCAAGAACCAGGGAAGGAAGAACCUCGUGGACCCACCCUCUCAGCUGGGGAGAAAGCUUGCAUGCCAUGGGGGCGCCUUAUUUUGUACUCCUCUGAGACAGGUGGAGGAGGAGUCAGGUCUUCUCCAGAUCAGAGCUUCCUAAAAGAUACACAGCCUGGGGAAAGGUUUUCCAAUUCAAAGCCCAUAUGGUUUCCCUGGAGCCAUUUUAUCCUUGAUGUCCUAUCAUGCUCUCUACUGUGUCUUGCUGUAAUCUAAUCACCCAAGCCCUCUCCAGUCAUCAUUAAGUAUAUCCCCACUGGUCAGGGAGCUCCCUUUGAGCAUCCCUUUAGAGCAGCUGUCACAUUUGAGCGGCAUCUGCUUUCUGACGAGCUUGAAGACAGAAUGAAGGGAGUCGUUGAGUCUUUCCCAGUGGAAGUGGAUGACACAAGUAACCUUCGGGACUGCGAUCAGUAUGCUGUGAGUUGAAUGACCUGGCAGCUUGUGUGUGCAGGGAGAGGGGGUUAUUCCCAGACGGGGCAGCCGAUCUUCAUGGCCUCAGCCCUGUGGUCCAUGCAGGGUCCUAACGCUGGAAUGGUUCCCAGAGCCUUUGGCUCCAGCUCUUUCUGGGCAGGGAAACAGAACGAGGCAAGAUGCCUGGUGUGUUUUAAAUAGAUUGUGCUUGCUGCAGCCAAUGAGCCCGACAGCUUGGGAGGUGAGUGACCCUCCCUGAGAGAUUUGUGUUGCGCCAUUCCUCCGGCCUUGCAGCCCCGCAAAUGCCGACCACCCCCACCCCUCCUGUUCCUCCCCUCUGACCUAACUCCCCUGCUCUCUGGAUGCUUUCUUUUCAAGCCUUUCUGGUUUUAGUAUUUAAUACACUUUUAUUGGUUUUCACACUCUGCCUUUUCUUUCCCUGAAGCUGUUUUUCCUCACGCUCUGUAUCUUUUCAUCUCUUGAAGUCUGUUUCUGUCCACUCUCCCCAGAGCACAUCUCCAUCUGCAGCUCCUUAUCUGACUCUGCCAUGGCUUCUCAACUGUCCUCUUGCCCCCACCUGGACUUUAUUGACCCUGGAAAGAAAGGAUGAAAGGGUGGAGGAGCCUACCUUGAGCCAUCCUACUUGUGGGGCAGGUAGCAGCUCCAGUCUGGGAAAUGGACCAUAAAGACGGCAGCUGUUUCUGGGCCGCAUGGUGGUGCAGUAGGCGAGGAGGAGGAGUCAGAGAUGACAGGAAGGGUGGAGGCGCCCAGCACCCAUCGGAGGUGAUAAUCAGAAAAGGAGGUGGAAGAGGCAGGCCAGGGGGAAGCUGGGUGUCAGGAGCGAAAGCUGAGGAGGAGCUGGCGCCGGGAGAAAACCAGGGGCGUGGGAUCCAGCCAGAGGUGCUGCAGCCCAGCUGCUGAGCAGAGGCAGCAGCGCGGGGGUGGGGCCAGGAGAAGAGGGCGCCUUAGAGACCUUUUCUCCCCACUCUUCUCUGGCCCUUUUGUUCUUUCUCUUUCAUGUUUCUGUCUUCAUGUUAUAUUAGCAGCAGAAAACAAAACAAGACAAAAGGCAGCCUGUCUUUGAAAGGGAAUGGCGAGAGCUGGAGGAUUUAAGGCUGGACGCACUUCCCUCUUUGCGGAACUCUUAGGCGGAACUCUUUGCACGUCUGGCUGCUGGAGCCAUGAGGGCCAGCCCCUUACAGGAACACCUUGAGUGGAGGUCCUGUACCAGCUUGACAGCCCAGCCAGAGUGCGACCAGCACAGGCAGCCAGCAGUCGUGUGCGCCCACAGACCCCAUCCGUGCGCACGGGACGGCCUGGGGGCAGGGCUGUUGGCCAACCUAGCCAGAGGGCUUGGGCUGAGGGGUGGCUUCCACGGCACGAUGCCAGCCCCAUCAUGGGCUCCUCCCCUGCUAGGAGCUAAGCUGCACAGAGGCCUGGGGUAGAAGAAAGAGAAAGGAAAACUCCUGGUUAAAAAAAGAGGUAAUCAAUGCAUGUGGCAAAAACUUCAAAAGGUACAAAAGAAUAUACAGUGAAAUCUCCCUCCUGUUCAGCUUGGGUUCCCCUCCUCAGAGUUAUCCCUGGAUGUAACAAUUUCUUGUACGUGCCUCCAAUGUCUUCUUUUUAGGUCUGCUGUAUUCCAGAAAUUUUCAGAUUCUUCAUGCAAUGGAACAUUUAAAAUUGUUUGGGUGUAUAUGUAUGUAUGUAAUAUGUGCCAGA
This is a messenger RNA of Hippopotamus amphibius kiboko, 12808 nucleotides long. RefSeq names its product exonuclease 3'-5' domain containing 2 (gene EXD2). Gene Ontology annotation, molecular function: 3'-5' exonuclease activity; nucleic acid binding. Gene Ontology annotation, biological process: nucleobase-containing compound metabolic process. Gene Ontology annotation, cellular component: cytoplasm; nucleus. Bases 1172 to 3043 code for a protein of 623 amino acids. The record is from RefSeq and is a predicted model, not a curated record. Lineage: Eukaryota; Metazoa; Chordata; Mammalia; Artiodactyla; Hippopotamidae. The transcript has 10 exons.